ACACACACCCCUGGGUGGCCCCCCAUAUGACACCUCUGAGGGGCUGGAGCAGAGCUGAUUGCAUAAUGCUCUUCAACAUCUGACCAAUAACUUUUGACACUUUCUGACCUUCUGUCUAUUUGCUGUUUUGAAGUUCGUCCUCAGUGCAGGUCAACAGACUAAGAACAGCUGCAGUACAAUGGCUGCCUUCCUUCAUCACUGCCCCUUCCUAAAGUCUGUCCCUAAGCCAGCUUUGAGGAGAACAGGAGCUGCCUUGCUGUCUCUGGCCAAUCAAUGCCCCAUAAUCGCUCGCCAGAUCAGUGGGAGUAGCCCAGCCUUUCUGGAGGCCAAGCUGGGCGUCUCACCCACCAAACCCACGAGUCACCGACUUCCCAUGGUGGACCAAAGGAGGCUUUUUGCUCAAACAGCAACUCAGGUGGCUGUGUCUGUAUCGAAGGGCUGCCCUUUUGUCAGCUCUCAGAUUGGGGUGGUCCACGCCAGCCCUGAAGUACAGGAGGAUGUCCAAGAAGAUUUCAUGACCUCUCUGUUGAAGGGUUUAAAGGAUUCAUUCCUCCCAACAUCAGCUCAAACCAACACUGUCACCCACCUCCUCAAAGACAGCAUGGUUGGCCCCAGCUAUGACUAUGACCAAUUCUUCAUGAAGAAGAUUGCUGAGAAAAAGAAGGACCACACAUACAGAGUCUUUAAGACCAUAAACAGGAGCACUCAGGUCUUCCCUUUCGCUGAGGAUUACUCCGUCUCUGGGCGGGAGGGCUCCCAGGUGUCCGUCUGGUGCAGCAACGACUAUCUGGGAAUGAGUCGGCACCCACGGGUCGUCAGUGGGAUCAGAGAUGCCCUGGAAAGGCACGGUGCAGGAGCAGGUGGGACCAGGAACAUCUCAGGCACCAGUAACUUCCAUGUGUCUCUGGAGAAGGAGCUGGCCCAACUACACCAGAAAGACGCAGCUCUGGUCUUCUCCUCCUGCUUUGUGGCAAAUGACUCCACCCUGUUCACUUUGGCUAAGAUGCUUCCAGGGUGCGAGAUCUACUCUGAUGCAGGGAACCACGCAUCAAUGAUUCAGGGCAUCAGAAACAGCGGAGCCAAGCGUUUCAUCUUCCGCCACAAUGACAGCCGACACCUGGAGGAACUGCUGCAACGCUCAGAUCCCAAGACACCCAAAAUAGUGGCAUUUGAGACCGUGCACUCCAUGGAUGGUGCCAUAUGUCCCCUGGAAGAGCUGUGCGAUGUAGCUCACCGUUAUGGAGCUCUGACGUUUGUUGAUGAAGUUCACGCUGUGGGCCUGUAUGGAGCCCAUGGAGCUGGAGUGGGAGAGAGGGACAACGUUAUGCACAAGAUUGACAUUGUUUCUGGGACCUUAGGCAAAGCCUUUGGCUGUGUUGGAGGCUACAUCGCCAGCAGCGCCGCUCUGGUGGACACGGUGCGCUCCUUCGCAGCCGGCUUCAUCUUCACCACUGCCCUGCCCCCGAUGGUCCUGGCUGGAGCCCUGGAGUCUGUCCGGGUCCUGAAGAGCCCCGAGGGGCAGGUGCUCCGCAGAGCCCACCAGAGGAACGUCAAACACAUGAGGCAGCUGCUCAUGGAUAAGGGCCUGCCUGUGGUCAACUGUCCCAGCCACAUCAUCCCCAUACGGGUGGGCAACGCUGAGCUGAACACCAAGGUGUGUGACACCCUGCUGGAGAGACACAACAUCUACGUCCAGGCCAUCAACUACCCCACAGUGCCUCGUGGUGAGGAGCUGCUGCGUCUGGCUCCAUCUCCUCAUCACAACCCCACCAUGAUGGCUUACUUUGUUGAGAAACUGGUGGAGGUGUGGCAGGAAGCAGGGCUCCUGCUGAACAGCCCAGCCACGGCCUCCUGCACCUUCUGUAACCGCCCGCUGCACUUUGAGCUUUUGAGUGAAUGGGAGAAAUCCUACUUCGGCAACAUGGAACCACAAUACAUUACUGUGUCUGCAUAAUACCAAAGUACAUGUAGCGUCUCAACACAAGUUACACAUACAGUAUAUGUAUAAAUCUGUAAACUUGUGUUUAAACAUUCUUUAAUGUCAGUGGUGUGGACUAAAUUCCAGUAUUCCUUUCUGUUUUCCUCUAAUUAUGCUUACUAAAUUGUGUUUGCUGUAAUGGAUAUGAUUACAGAAAACUGUGCCCCCUCCAUUUUAAAAGCAUAAAACCUGCACAUUGGACACUUUCUUAAAUCUCUCAUUUAGGUGUGAUGGUUUGAAUUAAACUAUGCUAUUUAAUUUCA
This is a messenger RNA of Siniperca chuatsi (mandarin fish), 2241 nucleotides long. RefSeq names its product aminolevulinate, delta-, synthase 2 (gene alas2). NCBI's taxonomy places the organism in Eukaryota, Metazoa, Chordata, Actinopteri, Centrarchiformes, Sinipercidae. The transcript is spliced from 10 exons. The record is from RefSeq and is a predicted model, not a curated record. Gene Ontology annotation, biological process: erythrocyte development; hemoglobin biosynthetic process; heme biosynthetic process. The coding region runs from base 179 to 1954 and encodes 591 amino acids. Gene Ontology annotation, molecular function: 5-aminolevulinate synthase activity; pyridoxal phosphate binding. Gene Ontology annotation, cellular component: mitochondrial matrix; mitochondrion.